Messenger RNA from Leishmania major strain Friedlin, 4734 nucleotides. RefSeq lists its product as hypothetical. The coding region runs from base 1 to 4734 and encodes 1577 amino acids. The record is from RefSeq and is a predicted model, not a curated record. The transcript has a single exon. Lineage: Eukaryota; Euglenozoa; Kinetoplastea; Trypanosomatida; Trypanosomatidae.
AUGAUGAUGAGCGCGUCUUCUCCAUACUCAGGCCAUGUUUUUGAUUUCGCGGAGGCGGGAGCAUCAGCGACGGCAUGGCGGACGAGCGCGCGGCGCACUGCCGCCUUCAAGCUCCGAGGGCUUGGCAGCUUCGGGCUCUCGCCGCAGCCAAGAGGCCGGCGUUGCUACGCAACGACGACCGCCACCACAGCAUCGACCCAGGGGCGUACAGCGGCAGCGAGCGGGUCCGCAGCCACGCAGCCGCAAACGAGACGGCGUCGCCACGUGAUGGACCUCGGCAACAAUCUUUCGGUGGUACUCCCUGUCUCCGGCCCCUCACCCGCGCUGUCUUCGCCGAGGCACCAUCGUGGCAGCCGCCGGCGCCAUGGCUGCACAGAGAGCGAGGCCACCGCUCGUCAUUCCCGCGGCGAGCAUCGGCACGGCUCCACCGAUGACGGCAACACAGAGGCCAGCGCAGCGGACCGUGCCGUGCACGUGCAGUCGCGGGAAGCGUUGAAGCAGCCGCCUCGGUCUCGAAGGCACCCGCGACAAGCGACCCAGACGUCGCUACUGGUGGGGCAGCAGCGUGCUACCCAAGAAGAGCUGGAGGGCGCUGAAGACGCCCUUCUCCGCAUCCCUCACACGGCGGAUGAGGCGGUCGCGCUGCUGGAGUGCGCGACGGUGCUGGAGGCGCUCGAGCUCUCUUCUUCGGCGCACUUGCCGCCGUGCUCCGCGGCUCCGGCCUCGAAGUUGGCCGCCGCUGCACCGAGCGACGUGCGCGCCAACUUUGAAGAGCUGCGAACGCGAGCGCUGCCGCUUCUCUUCCACUUCGCACACGUUGCCGCCACGUCGUCGGCCCCGUUAGCCGGCGACGCAGCAGCGACCGUCACCGACGCGAAGCUAGCAGCGGCGCUGCAGUGCCUGGCAGCCCAUCUGCAGUACAUGGCAGCGGCCACACGCACGGAUGGGCUUCGCCACGUAUCGGCGCUGCCGCCAGCGGUGGUGGUGGCGCUGUGGGAACAGGUGAUGCCGUACGUGCACCAACGCGUUGGCGAAGCGGAGGCACCACCACUACCGCCGCUACAAGGGAAUCUCGCGGAGCUGGAGGAGGAGGGCGGCGGCGUGCACGAGAGCGCGGGCGAAGCAGUGACUUCAGAGCCCGGCGACGGCGCGGGCGCUCUCGCGUCCUCGGCAACGACGGCAGUGGCUCGCCCCGUUUCCGCGGCCUCAAUGAAGAACUCGGUGUACAUGCCGCUCCGCCGCGCCCUUGCCCUGCACACGCGACAGAUCGCGUCCCUGCUGCCACCGCCCGCCCUCGCGCUCGUCCUCACACGUAUAUACCAGUGCGGCGCGCUUGCCGAUGACGUUCUUGGCCCCAUCGCCGCCGACUACCUCGAGGUGCUGCGGAGGAGUGGGCCAGGUCAGACGACAGGCGGCGGCGACGUGAUCGCGGCGCUGCGGCAGCGUGUCCUCCGACUGCCCAGCGGCGACGGCCUGGACGCAGCCCCACCGGCUGCCGCCUUCACCGGAGCCGCGGCCGUGACAAUGGCACGGCUGCUCGGCCGCGCCGCGGUACCCGGUCAUCACCAACUCCACCGCUUCUUUCACCUUGCGUUGCUGCCCGAGGUCACCCGAGUUCUAGCGCGCGCGGCAGAGCGGGCCGCUCAGAGCGUCGCUGACGACGCCACGGGUGAGGCUGUCGAGGCGCUGCCUGGCGCAGCCGUGCUGCUGGACGUGACAGCGGCCCUACGCCACUACGCCGUCUCUGGACACGCUGUCACGCACCUGACGACUCUCUGGAUGGCGUACUUUGCGCGCCGUCCGCGCACGGACGACGCCGCAGCCGCCUUGGCGGACUGCACGGCGUUGCUGCGCGCACUGUCAACCGUCCCAUCCGCGUCCAACCGCACGCAGCGGCGACAAGCCCACAACACCGGUGCCGAUGGCAGUAACGGUGGAUUGAACGCUCCGCAGCAGCGGAAGCAGCUGCUGGAGGUGACGGAUGGAGACUACUACCCUUUAAUGGACGUCGUGUGCGCGCAGGUGUGCCGCGUGUGCAACCAUCUGCAGAGCCCUGCCGCCACCAGCGACGUGGCGACGGUGACCCCGACGCAGCUGCUUGCGCUGCUGUGUCUGUUGUUGCGUGUGAGCUGUCCGCACUGGGCCGAGACUUACGAGAUGCUCGCCAGCACCGUUCUCGCCGCACUCGCCUCCACGGCAACUUCCCUUGCCGCCUUACCCCCGUCACGGAUAGAAGAUGAAGAGCUGGAGCGCUUGCUUCCUCUGGCUGCGGCACGGCGCACGCUGCGCGCGCUGCUGCACCGCCACUCGCUCAUCCCUGAUCAUCCGCUGCAUCGUGUACUGCUGCGCCGCCUUCUGCACUCGCCGGCCGCGAUGACGGACACCGCGGUGGCGUCGCAGGUACUGUUGGGGCUGGAGUUGAUGGUCCCCGAAGAGGAGGGCAGCAGCCGCGGCAACAAGGUUGUUGCGAGCACCGCCACCAGUGCAUCUGCUGGGCACACAGUGGCGCUUGUGGCAACCGCAACUAGCACGCCAGCCCAGACGUUGAUGUCCACGGUCGCCAUCACCCCUGAUGACCGCCAACGCGCCCUGCAGGUGUUUCGUCGUCUCGGCCGCUCCGUCACGCCCACCGCCUUCGUGGCGGGGCUGUGCGUCGUCGCGCUUGACAUGCUCCCCCGCACCGCGCAGGUUGCCGUCGUGAACCACCUCACGUCCGUCGCCUCUGCCGUGUCCCCGUCGUACUUGGUCAAGGGCAUGGACGCGGUGGUCCGUCAGCUGCCCUCGUCCGCCAUCGACGAUGUGUCGGUGCAGCGUUGGUUUUCGCGCUUCACUGCCCGGGACGUUGUGCGACGCGUCGACCCUGUCGGCUGUGCCGUGCUGCUGGACAUGCUGUCUGCGAACCCGCGGUACCAGCGCAACUGCGCGCUGGCAAAGGAGUGCAUUACACACCGCAUUGGUGUGGCGCUCCGGCAGACGGGGGAGGACGGAGCCGGCAACGGCGCGGCUAGCGCCGUGUCUCUCGAAGCGCUCCCGCGCGUUGUGGCGGCCCUGCAGCGCGCCAACGUCUUUCUGUCACAUUACUACUCGCGUGUAUGUCGGCUGCUGCUUGGUCAGGUGGAGCAGGCCCCUCUUGGUGAGAUGCUGGAGCCGUUCGCGGUCGUCGCUGAGGCAUACAUGAGCCGCCAGCGCAGCGAGGCGCAGGCGAGCGUCUUCAAGGAUGUAUGGGAGCUCUUGCGUGGUCGUGUAAUGGAAGAAGCGGGGCGGCUGACGUUGCACGAGACACUCACGGCCAUCAACGGGUUCGCGGCGCUCGAUGUGACGGACCACGUGCUUUUUGGCGUCCUCGUCUACCAGCUUUGGCUGUGCCUGUGCGCAGCGGAGGCGCAGGUGGCCGAGGCGGCAGCGACGUCGAGGUCUUGUGGCGCGUCGAGCGCAGACCCAGCGGUCGCGGCACCCGACGUACCGGCGCGGCGUCCGGUGCGCUCUGCCCAGCAGCCAAGCGAGAACGGCGAAGCUGCCGAGGCGGCAGCUGCCACGACUGACAACGAGGACGAGGCCGCGGAAGCGCAAGUGCACAGGCGUGUGCAGGCUGCCCAGCACGUGCUGCGCACCCUGACGCCAAGCGCAGUGGCGGUCGUGACAACCACGCUUCUCGCCAGGAGCGACAUCCGUGCAUCUUACGCGGCACAAGCACGCGCGGCGGCGGGCGAGGUAAGGAAAGGCGAAGACGGAGAUGACAACGUUGUCCGCACCCUGCUCCCAUGGAUGCUUCUCGGUCUCCGGGACUGCCGCGCGGAGCUGUACCCGGUGGAUGUGGUGCACUUGAUGCCAUCGCUCCUGGAGCACUACGCAGCCGCAGCCACAGUCGAAGAUGCGAGUGCCCCGACGGCCUAUGCGGACCGGUACGCAGCGCUGCUGCACAACGCCUACGAUGCCUGCCGGAGCACGUUCCUUCUCAUGUACACCCUCCUGCCGGACACCGUCGACGCGGCAGAGGAGCCGCUGCUGCCCCUGGCGGAGCAGCAGCGGAUUGCAGAACAACGUUCGCAGUGGACACCGGCGACGAAGCUGUCCGUCGAGGUGGUGCCUCGUCCGUGGUUUGCAACCUUACUUGUCAGUCUCAGCAGCGCAGCCCUGGUCGACGUGGCCGUGGCGCUGCCGUGCGUGCGGCGUGCGUGUACACGCCGCGUCUGCAGUGACCUGCUGCCCAUCGCCCAGCUCGUUGACGUCUGCUUGAGCCUGUGCUGGCUGGCCACCUCAACGGGUCUCCGCACAGUCGCCAAGGGCGCCAGUGCCGCUGCGCACAGGAGCGACGAUGAUGCGCCGACUCCCGCUACGCCACCGGUGACGCGUCAGGACAAGCCCUCCUCCCCGCCGCUGCCCGCACCUGGUGAUGUUCUCCGCACUGCCAUGGCCACGGUACUCUCCGCGCUGUGGAAGCGCAGCGAUGAGCUCACAGGCGCGCAGAUCGGCGCGCUACUUCGCUGCCUGCGCGACACGUACGGCGCCGACAAGAUGGACGCCGACUUUGUAGAGCGACUGGAGGCUCAGAGGGCGCUGCUGCUCUCUCAGAGGCAGCAGAAGGGGCCGGCAGCCGCAGCGGCGGGGUCCGCCAGCGCGACCGAGACGGCGAACAGCGGCGGUGCCGGCGCUAGCGCCGCGUCCCCACCACAGCAGGAGAGACCGAAACCCCUCCCUCGGAUGGACCCGGAAGACCUCUUCAGCACAACGUAA